Messenger RNA from Gloeophyllum trabeum ATCC 11539, 489 nucleotides. RefSeq lists its product as uncharacterized. The transcript has 2 exons. Lineage: Eukaryota; Fungi; Basidiomycota; Agaricomycetes; Gloeophyllales; Gloeophyllaceae. The annotation marks the transcript as partial. The record is from RefSeq and is a predicted model, not a curated record.
AUGUCGAACAACUUGAUCGCUGUUGUCCCCGUCCUCGACGGCUCGAACUGGCCUACCUGGUCCGAGCAAAUGAUGGCGUACCUCAUGUCCCAAGGCCUCUGGGGGAAUGUUGAUGGCAGCAUCACGCAACCAGCUGUCGUCGUCUCCGGUACUACCAGGGACUCUACCGCUGCUGACGCCUGGAAGGAAAAAGACGUCAGGGCUAUGGGUACGAUCCGUCUUCGCUGCUCUCCCGCCCUGCGGGGGGCCUUAUCGACGAAGAUUCCGGCUGAUCAGCACCCUGCUCCAGCCUUCGCGAAGAUAUCCAAACAUUUCGACACUUUGGAAGCGGCCAAGGUCAAGAUUCCCGCGCUUAUUGAAGGUCUAAUCUGCCUUUAUGCACUCCCCAGCCGCUAUGAGAACAUUGCGCAGAUGCUGGUCCAAGCUACCUCUGCUGACAACAUGGGCAUAGGUGCGGUACGGGAAGCAGUUACCACUGCUUGGGACCAG